AUAAAAACACCUGCUUUGACUGCAGUCCCUCUCUGUCAGCACAGAUUUAGCAGGUCGGAUUGUUCUGCUCUUUGUCGUUGACUAGGUUUAAAUGUAGGCUUUUAUUCUGGUCUGCUCUGCUGUGUAGGAUGGAGUUUGGCUGUGAGGUGGACCUGGAGGAGCUGUGUCCAGUGUGUGGAGACAAAGUGUCUGGGUACCACUACGGUCUGCUCACCUGUGAGAGCUGCAAGGGAUUUUUCAAAAGAACUGUCCAGAACAACAAGACCUACACCUGCGUGGACAACCAGCAGUGCCGGAUCGACAAAGCUCAGAGGAAGCGCUGUCCGUUCUGCAGGUUUCAGAAGUGCCUCCAUGUUGGGAUGCGCCUCGAAGCUGUCCGUGCAGAUCGAAUGAGAGGCGGUAGAAACAAAUUCGGCCCCACGUACAAGCGGGAUCGGGCCCUAAAGCAGCAGCAAAGAGAGGCUUUCAUACGAGCUCACAAAUUCAGAACCGAGAGCGGCACUCCUGUGGCGUCAUGGAUUCAGAAUGGAGAUUUGACUUUUACCGAAAGCCUAAACGCUUCCAGCUGGACCAUCAAGUACAGCAACGCCGUCGUUGAUGCAGUGACCCUAAUGGAGCCCCGUGACCCCUGCUCAGGACUCAGAUUCACACAGGAUCCACGAACGCCUCCACUGGUGAUGGAGUUCCUGCUUUAUGAUCCAGACGAGCUGCAGCAGCACAGAAACACGGAGGUUCACUGUGAGCAGGAGGCGACCGGCUGCUGCGCCUUCACACAGGUGUACGCCGUGGUGGACCUGCUGCUGCACUCCAUCGUGGAGUGGGCACGCAUGUCUGCCCUGUUUAAGCAGCUUCAGAUCAGUGACCAGAUGAAGCUUCUACAUCAUGGCUGGAGUGAACUGUUGGCCCUGGACGUUAUCUCUGGACAGGUUCUGUAUGACAGACCCAGUCUCCUUCUUGUUGGGGGUUAUGAGGUUGAGCUGUCCUGCACAGAGUAUCCUCCUGCUCCAUCUUUGUUGGAUCUGACUCAGAGAGGACAGGCGCUGGUUGAAAAGCUUCACACUCUAAAGGUGGACCAUCAAGAACUGGCCUCCAUCAAGUAUCUGAUCCUUUUCAAUCCAGCUGGAAAGCAUCUGGAAGACGCCGGCUUCAUCGAGAAGGUGAAGCUGCAGGUGGGUGGAGCCCUGCUGGAGCACACGAGGACCACCUCCCCCCAGCUCCCGGACCGUUUCGCUCAUCUGCUGGACUUCCUGUCAGAGCUGCGUCCUCUCGCCUGUCUGGUUGAGGAGUACCUGCGCUGCAGACACCUGAGGGGGGAGGUGCCCUGCAACAGCCUGCUGGAUGAGAUGCUGCACGCCAAACACAGCUGCCCGUGAAAACUCAACGCUGCAUUCACUUCAGGAGUCUUCUACACGUCUGGACUGGAACGAAGUGGAUAAAAAUGUGUCUAAAAUCAGUUACAAAUGAAAAAAUGUUUGAGGGACAUGAAUAGUUUAAGAUUGAAAACAUUUGAUCUUCAGAGAAAACAUGUUUGCUGCAUGUGGAAAUGUGGUUAGCACUCUGGCCUCACAAGAAGGUUCUGGUUGGUGAUUCUAAAUAGUUCCUGGGUGUGAAUGUGAUCUGCAGCCCUGCGAUAGAUUGGCGACUUUGUCAGUGGUUGGGAUAGGCUCCAGCAACACGUUAACCCCUAAAAGGGAUCAAGCAAAUUUAGAAAAUGGGUGAAAUUCUAAUUGUGUGUUCUUCAGCAACAGUACAGAGACACAAAUGUUUACAUCUUAUGAUCUAAACUUUACUUUAUCCUUUCAGCCAAACAAAUGUUUUAUAUCAUUCAGUUUAAUUCAAUGUGACUAAAAUCAGCUUUCUGACUAUUUUUUUUUUAGUUGAUGUCAUGAGUGUUGUUUAGAUGAAUACAAUAAAGACCAUUGGUUGUUUGUGCUAAACAUGAUUGUUUCUUGUGUUCUUCCCAGUCAUCUUUGCAUCCAAUGAACAACAAAAUCUCAUAAAAAGUAUGAAAAUGUUAUUGAUCUUUGUCAUUUUUCACAAGCACCGUUGGGAAAUCAAUGACAAGAAUAUUAGAUACAUCUCAACCCAGUCAAACACAUGGUCCUGUUUAGGAACCACAACCCAAAUGAAGGGAAAAAAAAUAAAAAUUUCUCACAUAAUAAACAUUUUAUAAGGUUAAAACAGAAAAAAACCUUCAUGUCUGUAACUAAAAUAAAUAAAGCCUUUACCAUCCAAAAAGUGGGGCUGGGUGAUACUGAGCAUUUGGGUAUCGAUCCGACACAGGUCAAUAUCGCCAAGAUAAACAAACAAAAAUCUCGAUUGUUUUUAAUCACCAUCGAUGUUUGCUUGUUUUUUUUGUAAGAUUUCUUUUUUUUAAUUACUUGAUAA
Oryzias melastigma (Indian medaka) is the source of this 2388-nucleotide messenger RNA. It is a transcript of the gene nr5a1b, whose product is annotated as nuclear receptor subfamily 5, group A, member 1b. Gene Ontology annotation, biological process: hormone-mediated signaling pathway; tissue development; regulation of transcription by RNA polymerase II. Gene Ontology annotation, molecular function: nuclear receptor activity; RNA polymerase II cis-regulatory region sequence-specific DNA binding; zinc ion binding. Lineage: Eukaryota; Metazoa; Chordata; Actinopteri; Beloniformes; Adrianichthyidae. Bases 129 to 1373 code for a protein of 414 amino acids. The record is from RefSeq and is a predicted model, not a curated record. The transcript is spliced from 6 exons. Gene Ontology annotation, cellular component: RNA polymerase II transcription regulator complex.